AUGUUAGUUAAUUAAAGCAAGUGCAUGUUUUGCGAAAAACUGCGAAACGAUGGAUCUUUUCACCUCAUACUCAAGAGAGCCUUGUAUUGCAAGUACUCUCAAUCACAAAACUUCUUUUACGAAAAAGACAUAAACGACAUAAUCGAAGAUCGAUGUGUGAAAUGCAACAUCCGUUAUAGAGAUCAAUUGCAUCUCAGUGAUCAAAAUGAGUACAUGCGGAGAUACUAUCGUUUUCUCGAAAGUGAAGAUCGACUGCCGGCCCUACUUGAAUACUAUAAAUAUCACAUCAAUAUUCCAAGGAAUUUCUGCUCAACAAUCAUUAAGAAGAGAAUGGACAGAAAUAGGGAGCUCUAAUAUGGUAAAAUUAAGUAAGAAUUGGGUCUUGCUCAAAAUCAUAAGGAUAUCAAGUAGGACUCUCCACGAAAAGUCAAAGAUACCUCUGAGGAUCAAUCUGUUAGUUAAAUGAAGAACUUAUUGAAGGAUUUAAAAAUUGAAUCCACUCAAACAGACAUCUCUAAUAAUACCACCAUUUUAAAAGAUCUUGUUAAAAUGAUUGGAAAUGAUGCACAGAAACAUCAACCUUUCCAAAUACUCAAUUACAACAAAAUCAUUCAAAAACAAAUCAAUCCUCUCGUUGAAGCCUAAAAACUUUAGUGUAAAUAAAUAGAAACAAAUAGAAAUAAAGAAAAUAAAACUAGAAUUGUCAGAUCCCCACCUCAAACUGAACGCAAUCUAAGAUCUCCUUAAUUGUCUAGACAAUCUUCCAAUACUAAGAUUAAAAUUGAGAAUCACACAACGAAACGACCUCCCUAAUUAAAAUCAAGAUAAGCAUCCUUAGGGAACAUUGAAUUAACUAAGUCUUGUUAAACUACUGUCAGGAACAAUCCCCAAUAAAAUGAAUUACUAUUAGAACUAGCAAAGAAAGUUUUCUCAACCAAAAUUGCGAUCACUAAUAAUUUGAUAACCAAGAAGAAACCCACUCCUCAAUAAACUAAUAAUUUUUUUGUUAAAGGCAGAACUACGUUACAAUUCAAUGUCAAGAAUAUAGAAGAAAUUAAAAGUUUAACCAUUCGACACAAGACCCCUAAGCAAUUAAUAAAAUCGCAUUAGGGAACUCCAAAUUAUAAAAAGAAAUAAUAAUGA
Messenger RNA from Paramecium tetraurelia, 1143 nucleotides. RefSeq lists its product as uncharacterized. The record is from RefSeq and is a predicted model, not a curated record. The transcript has 2 exons. NCBI's taxonomy places the organism in Eukaryota, Ciliophora, Oligohymenophorea, Peniculida, Parameciidae.